Messenger RNA from Dunckerocampus dactyliophorus (ringed pipefish), 3273 nucleotides. RefSeq names its product oxytocin receptor b (gene oxtrb). Gene Ontology annotation, cellular component: membrane. Bases 162 to 1301 code for a protein of 379 amino acids. NCBI's taxonomy places the organism in Eukaryota, Metazoa, Chordata, Actinopteri, Syngnathiformes, Syngnathidae. Gene Ontology annotation, biological process: maternal process involved in parturition; positive regulation of vasoconstriction; regulation of systemic arterial blood pressure by vasopressin. The record is from RefSeq and is a predicted model, not a curated record. The transcript has 3 exons. Gene Ontology annotation, molecular function: peptide binding; oxytocin receptor activity; vasopressin receptor activity.
GCAGCGGUUUCCCACCGAGGAAGAUAAGGGGAGGGGAGUUGCUGUGUCAUAAAGCCCCUCAGUGAAGCAGCCUGGGCUCAGUCAGACAUCGGACACGUGUGUGUGUGCGAUCAUCACCAUUAAAGUUUCUCCACAUCCAUGAUGUGACCCCGUGACCCGCCAUGGAGGACUUUUUACCUCGUCUCCACAACACGUCGUGGUCCAACUCCACAAACGCCACUCGUGUCAACCCUUUAAAACGCAACGACGAGGUGGCCAAGGUGGAGGUGGCCGUGCUGGUGCUGGUUCUCCUGCUGGCCCUCAGUGGCAACUUGUGCGUCCUGUGCGCCAUCCGCACCGCUAAGCACCGCCAGUCUCGGAUGCUCUACUUCAUGAGGCACCUGAGCAUCGCCGACUUGGUGGUGGCCGUCUUCCAGGUGCUCCCGCAGCUCAUUUGGGACAUCACGUUCAGGUUCUACGGGCCUGAUGUGCUGUGCAGGCUGGUGAAAUACGCCCAGGUGGUGGGCAUGUUUGCGUCCACCUACAUGCUGGUGCUGAUGUCCGUAGACAGGUGCUUGGCCAUAUGUCAGCCACUCCGACCUGUGCGCACAAGCAGGGACCGCAUGUGCGUGGGCACGUCCUGGCUGCUCAGUCUCAUAUUCAGCACGCCUCAGGUGUACAUCUUCUCCCUGCAGGAGGUAGAGGACGGCGUGUACGACUGCUGGGGGGACUUUGUGCAGCCGUGGGGGGCCAAGGCGUACGUCACGUGGAUGAGCCUCAGCAUCUACAUCCUCCCCGUGGGCGUCCUCAGCGUGAGCUACGGGUUGAUUUGUGUGAAAAUAUGGCAGAAUUUCAACCUCAAGACCAGGAGGGAGCACUUCCUGACUCUGGCACCUAAGGGUGCACGCCACCUGUGUCGGGUGAGCAGCGUUAGGCUCAUCUCCAAAGCCAAGAUCCGCACUGUCAAGAUGACUUUUGUUGUGGUGCUGGCCUACAUUGUGUGCUGGACACCCUUUUUCUUUGUCCAGAUGUGGUCUGCGUGGGACCCGGCAGCUCCUAGAGAGGACACGGCCUUCAUCAUCGCCAUGUUGCUGGCCAGUUUGAACAGCUGCUGCAACCCUUGGAUCUACAUGUUCUUUGCUGGCCACUUGUUCCAGGGGGUGCUGCACAGCUUCUUCUGCUGCUGCUCCCAAACACGCUACCUGUCUGAAUCCUCCUGCAGCCGCCAUCACAACAAGGCCUCCUCCAACUGCGCCAUGGAGAAGGCCAGCAGCCAGAGGAGCCUGUCACACACGUCCAGCACACACACUGAGACAAAAUAACAACAUAUUCUCUCAUCAUUCAGUUUCAGUUACAACUGGAUGAAGCAAUUUCAGCACAAAUUGUGUGGGAGCUCUGAGAAGCUGCAGUGAGAUGUUGCAAUGUCAUAGAGAUGUGUUGAAAUGGAUUCAGCGACUUGAGUAUCCAACCAGAAACCAUUAGCUUGGGAGAUGACCACUCGAUGACCUGAGCCACGCUAAAAUGAAUUACCACCAAUAGGGGCCGACAUUCUAAUUGUCCAUUCAUUUUCAAUGGGAAAGAUGCCACAGAAAAUACUGAAUUAUGGAAAAUGUGGGAAUUUGUGGAAAAGUCCUGAUGGAUAGCCUCCAUGGCCUGGAUGAGCUGAGCAUGAUUGUUGAAAUGUAUGAAUAUGUUGAACGAUCACACCAAGAUCGAACCAGCAAACUUCGGGUUGGGAAAGACAACUGAAAUCUUACAGAAAUGGAAAAUGUAAAAUCAUCUGUGAGCGUAUAGUAACAGGUACAUUCAUGACAACACGUUAUACAGUGUUUUGCGUUAGCGCAACUUCCUUCAAUAUGUAGCAAUAUGUAGUGUGGCGAAGCUAGUCGCUAGCCGGCUAGUAGCUAGCUGGUGUGGUGUGGCGAGGUGUCACUAUGCCAGUAACGUAGUUCUUGGGCGUAACAAUGUUAACAACAAUAAUAAUAACAACGUUGCUGUAGCUUGGUUAAUAUUCAGGUCACAUUAUGUAAAUGGAGCAUUGUUGGUGCUUUUUGGAGGUUUUUUCAGAAGACUUUAUGGACGGAAUAGGCGUGUCCCAUUACGUGCGUUAAUGAGCUGCCUCUUUUUAUCUCUUUUUAUAUCUUUAGAACGCACAGAAAAGAGAAAGACGUGUGUUCAUGUCUCACAUAAGGAUGGGCAAAAUGUUUUAAAAAGUGCACUUUUCCUUUCAAUCAGGAGUGUCCAAUGUGCGUCAGGGAGGCCAGUUACAGCCCACGACUGCUUUUUUAUUGGCCCUCAGCACAUUUUCAAAAUACGAUUAAGCAAUAAAACAUUUUAAAAACAACAGCAAAAAUAGAACAAAAAAUGUGAUUUUACAAUAAUUUACAGAAUAAUGACAAAAUAUUAAGGGAGUAAAGCCAUUAUUUUAACAGAAAAAAAUAGCAUAAAGUUGAAAUAUUAUAGGAAAAAAGCUGUAAUAUAAAAAACAAAGCAAACAAAGAAUGAAGUUGAAAUUUUAGGAAAAUUAGGUUGGGUGAAUGCGAUGUUAUGAUAAUAAAGUAAAAAAUAUUAUGAGAAUAAGCCAUACUAGUAUGAGGAAAAAAAAUGUAAAAGAAGAACGUUGAAAUAUUUGUAAAAAAAUUGUAAAAAAAUACAAAUAAAAAAACAGCCAAAAAGUAACGUAAGAAACAGUUCAUAAUAAUAAUACGCUUUGUCACUGAUAAAAUAAAUACAUAUUUUAUAUGUGUAAAUAUAAAUAUAUAUAUACAUUAAAUAUUUUGUUUGGGUUGGUUUAAAAAAACAAAGUAAAACCGGCCCCCGCAUCUUCUGAUUUUUUAGUAUGCGGCCCUUAGUCGAAAUCAAUCAACUGUCAACACUGUGUAAGGCUGCCCCCUGGUGGCCACAUGGCGCGCUAGCAGACAGUUUGAACAGCUCCUGCUGUGUCCGUGGUGUUCUAUGUGAUUGACGCUUGAAUGAAAAGACAGGGAGGCAACUUUUGGAGAACAUGAGCAUUUUAAAUGAGUUGUAAUAUGUCAUAUAACCUUGUCAGUUAUCAAAAAACACAAUUUAAAGGAGCUGUAUUGUCGCGUGAACGGCUUUAACGCAUCUGACAUGUACAAAUGUGAUUAUUAUUGCUGUUUCCUAUUAUUUUGUCACAGUAUAUUAUUUGUUACAGUAUAACACACAGUCCUGUGAGACAAUAGAAAUAGUUUUAUUCACAAACAGCUGAGAAGUGUCCCUAAUAAUUUGGCCCAUUCCCUGGAGCAAAGCAUUAAAAAAAACAAUCCUCCUCAA